This is a messenger RNA of Serpula lacrymans var. lacrymans S7.9, 420 nucleotides long. RefSeq lists its product as uncharacterized. The transcript has 2 exons. NCBI's taxonomy places the organism in Eukaryota, Fungi, Basidiomycota, Agaricomycetes, Boletales, Serpulaceae. Gene Ontology annotation, molecular function: catalytic activity. The annotation marks the transcript as partial. The record is from RefSeq and is a predicted model, not a curated record.
GUCAAACUGUCAGAAUGACCUCAGUAACCGAUUCAGUGAUAUUCAGGAACAUUUUCUCCAGUCCUGAAUCCUCAGCGAUAUGGUCAGAUACCACUCGCACAUCCUAUUACCUUCUUUUCGAAUCGUCUCUUGCAAUCGCACAAGCCAGACUCCAUAUUAUCUCACAGAAAGCUGCAGAUGAGAUCGUGAAAUUUUGCCGGGUUCAGAAUAUUGAUUUCGAAGAGCUGAGAAUACAGACCGAACAGAUAGGAUAUCCCGUGCUAGGUGUCGUCAAGCAGAUUGUGCACAAUGUAAACGCAAUUGAGCCUAGUCUUGGGGAAUGGGUUCAUUGGGGCGCCACGACACAGGACGUCACAGACACGGCCACAGUUCUGCAGCUUCGUGACACCCUCAACCUAGUAUCUGAAGCAUUGGACAAAA